AUGCUCAUUAGCCUUGGUCACCUUGCUGCACAGCUUGGCGCUUUUGUUGGUGAAAGUGACAGUGUUAAGAAAGCCGUUAAGAAUGCUAUUAAAGCUUGUUUCGACACUAAUCCAGACCUAAAAACUGACUUAAAUGAUGUUUACGAUUCUCAUGUUACUACCCUUUCUGUGUCUGUCAACUCUGCUGACCAGGCUGGUGAAAACCAGAAAAUUAGUGAGCUUAAAGAUAAAGUUACUAGUCAAAUUGCUGUAAUUAGUGAACAAGUUAAUACCCUUAAUAACCCUCUUAAUCCCUCUCCUUCUUCCCCCUCUCCCUCUGCUGACUCAGCCAAAUUGCAGUCCAAGUUGGAGGUUUUGGAGAAAGUGGAGAAGCUUUGUGGAUUUUAUGAGAAUUCUAAAAAUGCGUCAAAUGAUCCUAAAAAUCUCUUAGAUAAUUUAUGUGACGGUCUUCAGACGUUUCUUGGUUACGAUAAAGACUCCAAAGGCUACGACGGCUCUGGCAUUGUGUACUCUGACCUGGACAGGCUGUGUGACGCGGUGAUGGGAUUUUUGAGUGGUGUGCUCAGUAACAUCAAAGAGCAUUUAGGGCAGCAUAAAAAUUCUUUAGAUGAUGCAAUUAACAUUCUUAACGCCAAUAAACACGGCGGUAAAAAAGGUUUUAAUGAUGCGAUUGUGAAGGUGGUCGAAGGGGUGGGGAGGUAUAAUAAGGGAGUGGAGCAGUCUAAUACCUCCAUUAGAAAUCCAAUAAGGACACUCUUAAAAUACGUCAAGGCAGAAAAAGGUACGUUACUUGAUGGUCUUAAUGCUAUUAUUCAGGUACCGGACGACGCUGCACAUGAUGCAGUUGAGCAAGCCGAGACACAGGUGCGAGAUAAACUGACGGAAUGCCAGCAGGCAGCCGACACGUUCAACACAGCUUUUAAUCUUAAAACACAAACAGACAUGAAUAAAUGUAUUACAGACUUGAAUGACAAAAUAGAGACUAAAGUUAGACAUUCCAUUGGCAAUGUUAAGCACGAGAGCGAGAGGCUCAAGGCGUUGGCUCAGAAGGAGCGGAGUGACUUAGAUGCGACGAUUAAGGUCACGACAGAUACGCUCGAAAACCUAAGAAGUGGCGUAAGAAAGAACGUUUGUGAGCGAGUAACGACGCUAGUGUCAGAUUUGAAAAACAUUGUUACAUUGAUUUUGAAGGAACUCAGAGCAAUGAAUUUGAAACUCGAAUGGUUGGUGAAGGAACUAAAGCAGUGGAUGGAGGAGGCGAAAAAAAUCAUCAAGGAAACAUUACGCAAACAAGUGGAAGAAAUUAGAAGAGAAAUCGAUGAGGAUGCGGGAAGCAAAAAUCCCAACCAUAAAAAGAGUCUGCUUGCUGAAAUUACGAAACUUGAAACGGCACUCGGCACAAAAGUUAGCGAGUUGGAGAAGUGGAAAGAAGCGGGCGACGCGGCCGUUAGAUUGGCGAAGGAGAAGUGUGAUGAGAUAGUUGGGAAGUUGAAUGGAGGGGAUACUGAGAAAGACGUUGGUACUAAAGGAGGCGUAAAAGAUGCAGCUGAGCAGUUGAAAAGCAAAGCUGAAGAGUUACGAGGGAAGGCGUUGGCUACAAAGCAGAAAGUUGCGGAGUUGGUCAGGGAGGCAUUGACGGCGGUGAAAAGGAUGGACGAUGCGCUGAAACAGGAUUUGUGGAAGGUGAAGCAAGAGAUAAAGAAUGCGGUUAAGGCAUUAGGGAUUAAGUUGGAAGGGGAUGUGAAGGAGGAUUUGACGACGUUGAAGGGGGCAAUUAGCGGGCCACUCAGUAUAAUAACGUCAGGUGCCGUUGAAUUUUUAGAGAAACUUAGAGCUACACAUAGAGCAAUUCAGGCAGCUGUCGAAAAUAUUUACGACAAUGUAAAUAAAGUCAGAGAGCUGCAAAAUUUAAAUAGCAUUGAGGGUAGUCUCGAUUCUAAAAUUAAAUUGCUUCCGGCAAUGCGCACUGAAAAUGCGUUUACUCGGCUUACAACCUACUUUGAGCAUCUGGACCAGCACAUAAUGCAAAAAGUUGAAGAUUCGAUGCGAAGGAUAGGUUCUGUGAUGUUAGAAAGAGUUGCUCUGUAUGCCGGUGGGGUCAACCUAGACUAUGAGCUUGGUAAAUCUCCCAUUAAAGACGGAAUCUCUGAGGCACUCGAAUCACUAGCCAAGGUUAGCAACUUAAAAACGCUACCCAAUCUGGCUGAUCUGAAAUCUAUUCUGGGCAACACGGAGUGGGAAGAUUUGCAGACAGUUUUGACUGGUAUUUCGUCGGUGAAAGAUAAAAUCACUGGUAAAACAGCAGACAAAAUGACCAAAGAGGACGUAGAAUCAUUGCUGACAUAUUUUUCUUCGAUGGCUCAAGCUAUAUCUUCUCACUCUGACAAGCUGGUAAAAGCAGUAAUGGCAGCAAUUCAGAAAAAGGUUAAAGAAGAAAUUGGAGAGGUAGCCGGUGCUAUCAAUGCUAAAGUUGGACACAUUAGAACCGGUGUUCAAAAAGACACCGAGAACGACGGUAAUGAGAAUUACGGUCUAUCCCAUGACCAGCCAAACUCUAGAGGCCUGCAGGCGUUGGUGACUCAGUUUGAGAAAAUUAACCAGAAACUUGAGGAACUUAAAAAUACUACCAUCCCAAAUACAAUCUUCAAAACGAGCGGCGUAGGGGAUAACAACUAUGACCUCAAAACCGUCAUGUCCAAUUUCCACACUACCUACGAGAAAAAUUUCAAAGAAGGCGAUAUCAAAACUGGCGGUGGAACCGGUACCAAAAGUGUGCUCGACGAGGAGAUCGGCGGGGAUGGCACGACUACUGUAGGUGCAGCGCAAAAAAUAUCUAAUCUUGCGACAGGUAAAUUCACUAAUUAUGAACAGCAAGUUAAACAAGAUAGCCUCACAAGUGGUGACCCAAACAAGCUAGAAGGCGAACUACCCAAGGCGAUCAAGGCUAUCGAGACAACGGUGAACGGAAAAGACUGUUUGCAAAAUGUUAAUAACGGAAGAGGUGGCGGCGAUGGAACGUUUGACGGCCAAAUGUUCGAAACCUUAAAUCAAAAAAUCACCACCAACCUCAACUCCUUCACCGACAAAGUCAAGGAUCUUGUCAAAGAUGGCGGUUCUAACAACGACGUCAAUGCCUACCUAGAAGACGUGUCUCUUCUGCUCAAUACUGGAGAUCCAGUUACCCUCAAGUCAGAUAUAAAAGGGAGCCACAAUGGUGUCAAAGGCCUCGUGACGAUCAAGGAAGAUAUUCAUAACUUGCAAACCACAAAUAUUAAAGAUGUGAAAGACUACCUCAAAUAUAUGUGCGGUUAUGUUAGGAACCACACGAAAGACAUCGAUGCGCAAUUAAAUAAUCUCGCAGAUAAUCUUAUUGACAAGCAGCUUAAAGAUCUUCAUGACCAACUUCACACCCUGCAAAGCAAGACACUGGAUAAAAUCAUCAAAGCCACCGAGACGUUUAUCAACACCGACACGAAAGUGCUACAAGAGAGGUGCAUUGACGAGCUUUAUGAAUACCUGGAUAGACAGGUGGGAGAUGUUAAGCAACAACUCUCCACCCACGCCCGCAGGCAGUACGUUAGCUCAAUAGACGCAUUGCUCAAAGCAUUCGCCAAGAAAACCGAGAGCGAAUUAAAACCGCUGCUUAUAGACGUUAACAGCGAUUUGAAUAUCGGACUCAAGGGGUUCAUGAAGAAAUUCGAUGAGAAGUUCGUCGGCGGUAUUAAAGCGCUCGGCGCCAUUGACGCUACGUCGUUCACUGUGCAGGGAUUGCGGAAAAUCCAUCCGAUGAGCCAGGCGGCUGACAAAUUUAAUACAUGCCUAAAGGCAUCGCUUGAAUAUCUGGAGAAGCAAAAGGAUCUCACCUCCGAUUACAAAAUCAUUACGCCUGCCAAGGAGGCCCUUCGCAAAGUGCUCGCCAAACUCGUGCAAUCUCAACACUUCGACCACGAGUUUUGUAACAAUUUAGAUGCUCUUACUGACGAAUUAGAUAAGUUGGCGCCUGGUAAAUUUGGUCAACCCACGACCGUGCUCUCGCAGGCGUUCAAGGAGGGGUUCGCUGACCUGGCGUCGGUGCUGGGAAAGGCUUACGUUAAUAUGUAUGAUGGCGCUUCGGAUGGCUUUUUAUGGACAAAUGCAGCAAAGGAUCACAAGUUGACUGACGACGCUGUGAAGUGCGCCAAAGUAUGUUGGAGCGUUUUGCCCAUCCUACAUAGUGGGCUGACGCAUUUACGGGACCAAUGCUCCAAAAACUAUCCUGCAAGCCAAAUCCAUUUAACAUCAGGUCCGGGUGUUCUAUUGACACAUAUGGGCUACGAUGUUGCUAAAGGACGUACUUCACAAGAUGGUCAACUGCGGAACAUGGAAACGAUGAUGGGUGAGAAGAUUGCAAGAUUGCUUGCCAAAAAUAUUUCCGGCAACGACAAUGAACAUCUAAAUGAGCGCAUCACAAAAAACAUUGGCACGUUCAAUCUCUUUAACGUUCUUGAAUGCCUAUACACUCACUUGAAUGACUACUACUCGGUACGUCACUUGGUUCUCAACCCUAGACCUAGAAUGCCAUGUAACAUAUAUGAAAUGCUGUGCUGGAUGUCCGGGCUGCCGUGCAACAACGUUUUUGACGAGAUGUUACAUGAGGCUGUCAGCGAACUGUUCGUCGAUCCAGAAAAGCAGGUCACAGACGGCGAAUUAUCUGCUGCGGUUAUUAGCGACGAACCCAUUGCGGCGUAUCCACAUGACAUUAAUUAUAAUCCAUUACUAACAGCGCUCACCGACAUCUGUUCACAAUCCCAUGAUAUUCUCACCACCAUCCUAGGCACGGGAGACUCAUACACCAUAUACGCCGUCGACUACUCUACCAACUCAUUGGGUCUCCGUUAUCCGUCAACCGGGGAGGAUUGCUUACAGAUGCUCCUCGAUAUUCUAAGACGGCUGUUCCCUGUCCUGAGAUUCAUGUAUGCCCAAUGCGGCCUAAGCGCUGCAUACCGUGGUUGGUAUGACUGCCAGUACGGCAAAAAUGUAAAAUACUCCAAUUGGAAUUGCCGUGAGCAUUCCGCCAAACAGCAGCUUGAUUGUUACCCUACGUCACCUCUAAUGUCGUAUCUUCGUGACUGCCUUCCUGGUCUGCUACCUCACCGUCUCACCAACAUAGGCUGCAAAUCAGUGUGCGCCAACUGCCCUAAGAAACUACCAGGGCAACCAUGUCUAACGCCGCUCGGAUUCAGAAGCUUCUCAGGAAGUACGAGGACGGGUAAAGAGCUAUGUAACGUGCUGGCCAAAUUCUUCGACAAUUCAUAUAUCACGUCGCUAUUUAGUUUGACGCCUAAACCUCCAUCCACAUUGUCAGAGCACUUCGAAUUUGCGUUGUCGCUUGCACAGUGCAUCAGUACCCCUACGUCAAAUCACAACAACGGAGUCACGGAAUUGCGAGAAGCGUUCGAGGAAAAUAUCACUAGUAAUUCCAUUGCGUUAUAUAAAGUGCCCAGCAAACUCACAGAUGCUCUACUUAAAUCUUACUGCAAUAGAGAGAUCGCGCAUAGCGCUAAACAUUCGGAUGCUAAAAACACUGACCUCUCAAGCUUAGCAAGAGAGAACUCGUGCUCGGAUUUAUACAGCCAAUGCGCUCCCUACCUCUGCUCCACAUCUUCCGAUGCGUACACGUACCUCGCCAAAAAGCACGCCGAUCUCUACCUCUCAUGGGCUGUAUAUCUACCGUGGACAUUCUACAGUUACCUGAAAGGAUUGCUCGAUGCGUUCCAGCAGAUUGAUUGUGGAGGCUCCGGUUGUACGAAAUGUUCGUGCAAGCCGGGAAAGCACGGUGUCGAAUACAGCUGCAAGUGCAACGCAUUGAUAAGCUGUCGUGGAGUGAUGACUACGUUCUACCAAUACGGGUUCACUUUUGGCAACGCAAAAACGCUGUAUGGAACUAACAGAAAAUUCUGCCUUAGUUUCCAUACACAACUGAGUAAUCUGCUGAAAUCUCAAUAUUUCACCAAAUUAUUUGAGGAAUGUGACAACUUCAUUUGGACCAUCAGAGAACCGUUCACCUACCUAGUGCUGGCGCUCUGGUCCGCCUCAUUCCUCUACCUCAUCUGCGUAAUGGUUGGCAGGCUGGAUGUGCUCCACAUACGCUCACACCUGAGGAUACCGUCAUCGCACAGGAUAACGGCGCAGUCAUUGUUGGCUGCAGCGCAAGUCGGAAGGCUUGCCAAGAUAUCCUACCUGCAACCGUAA
This is a messenger RNA of Babesia bigemina, 6231 nucleotides long. RefSeq lists its product as hypothetical. The transcript has a single exon. Bases 1 to 6231 code for a protein of 2076 amino acids. The record is from RefSeq and is a predicted model, not a curated record. NCBI's taxonomy places the organism in Eukaryota, Apicomplexa, Aconoidasida, Piroplasmida, Babesiidae.